CAUGUUGCUCCAGAAAUAUUUGGAUUGACUGUGUGAGAAAUCAAUCAGAGAACCCACCCACUCUGCCCAAUUUCUCUUCUUCCUCUUCCAGAGCUGCUUCAUUUCUGAAAGGGACUGAAAACCAAGUGAGGAGAUGAAGGAUUUCCCCGUACUACACCAGAGAAUACAGAGAGGACAGACAACCCAGAUAGAUUCUGAAAAUCAAUCAAGGAACAACUGCUUAAGUGUGGGAAGAUAUCCAGUCCUAUCGCAGCAUUGCUCAACACUGGAGAGUGAAAUCAUUAUAUGGAAAUCAGUUGGGUGAGGGGAGCUUUAGCAUAUCAUCUGAUCUGAAAAUUAGUGGUGUGGACCCUAACCUUCCCAAAUGUUUAUCUGUGGGUGAUCGGUCAGGGUGAGGCUGGGAAAGAAGUGUGAGUGAUUUCCAAGAGCGGUGAGAGCUUCAAUCAUUCAUUGAGCCUCAUGACCCAGUGAUCCAUCCCUGCAGGCUGUUCAAGUGUGAGGUGUUGGAGGAGAACUCUGCAGGCUCAUAGGAUAAGGUGCAUUUGUUAGAAACACUGUUAACACGCAGACAGCUACAUGGAAGAGAGACCAUUUAAGUGUGAGGUUUGUGACCGAGCUUUUACCAAGUCAUCAAUGCUUGUGAAUCACCAACGCAUUCACACAGGGGAGAAACCAUUUAUAUGUAAAGUGUGUAGCAAAUCGUUCUCAGAUUCAUCAACCCUACGCAAACACCUACGCAUUCAUACUGGGGAAAAGCCAUUCACGUGCAAAAUGUGUAAAAAAUCAUUUUUGACAUCAUCAACCCUUCAUAAACACCAACGCAUUCACACACAGGAGAGACCAUUCAUAUGUAAGGUAUGUGACAAAGCAUUCUCAUGGUCAGAGAAUCUCUGGAGACACCAACGCAUCCACACAGGGGAGAAACUGUUUAAGUGUGAGGUGUGUGACAAAUCAUUCUCUGACUCAUCAAGACUCCUGCUACAUCAGAGGAUUCACACAGGGGAGAAACCAUUCAUGUGCAAGGUGUGUAGCAAAUCAUUCUCAGUAUCAUCGCGCCUCCAAGUACACCAACGCAUACACACAGGAGAGAAGCCAUUCACAUGUGAGGUGUGCAACAAAGCAUUCUCAAAUUCGUCGCAUCUUCGCGUACACCAACGCAUUCACACAGGGGAGAAACCAUUUACGUGCGAGGUGUGCAAUAAAUCAUUCUCAUCAUCAUCGGAGCUCCGUGUACACCAGCGAAUUCACACAGGGGAGAAACCAUUUAUGUGUGAGGUGUGCGACAAAUCUUUCUCUCAGUCAGAGAACCUCCGCACGCACAAACGCAUUCACACAGGGGAGAAACCAUUCAGGUGUGAGGCGUGCAACAAAUCAUUCUCACAGUUAGGGAACCUCCGCACACACCAACGGAUUCACACAGGGGAGAAACUAUUCAAGUGUGAGGUGUGUGACAAAUCAUUCGCCGACUCAUCAAGACUCUUGCUCCAUCAGAGGAGUCACACAGGGGAGAAACCAUUCACAUGUGAUGUAUGUAACAAAGCAUUCUCGGUGUUAUCAACCCUCCACAAACAUCGACAUAUUCACAUGGCAGAGAAACCAUUCAGGUGCAACAUGUGUGACAAAUUAUUCUCGGAUUCAUCGUACCUGCGCAGACACCAACGUGUUCACACAGGGGAGAAACCAUUCACGUGUGAUAUAUGCGACAAAUCGUUUUCAAGGUCAUGUAACCUGCUAUUACAUCAGAGGAUUCAUACAGGGACAAAACCAUUUAUUUGUGAAGUAUGUGAUAAAUCAUUUUCAUCAUCAUCAAACCUCCGUGUACACGAACGCACCCACACAGGGGAGAAACCAUUUAUGUGCAAGGUGUGUGACAAAUCAUUCUCUGAGUCAGGGAUCCUCCACAAACACCAACGUAUUCACACAGGGGAGAAACCAUUCAUCUGUAAGAUAUGUGACAAAUCAUUCUCACGAUCAGACAGUCUCCGCAGACACCAACGCAUUCACAUGGGAGAAACCAUUCAUGCAUGAUAUAUGCAGCAAAUUAGUCUUGAGCUCAUAGGACCAUCUGCUCCUGCAGAAGAUCCAUACAGGGAUGUAACUAUUCAAAUAUGAGGUUUGUGAUCAACCACCACAGGAUUUACAGAGGAAGAAAUUCUUCAGGUGUGAUGUUUGUGACAAACCUUUUGAACGGCCAAUGUACCUCCUGGUCCAUCAACACAGUCAUAAAGGGGAGAAACCAUAAUGGUGUGAGGUCUGUAAGAAAGCUGUCACACAGUUGGUGGAUCUGCUAGUACAUCAUAUGAGGACUGCCUGACAAAGUUCUUCACAGCCUGUCCUCAUAGAGUGAACCGUGUACACAGUCUUAGUGGGACUGGGACACAGAAGAAGCAGCUUUCACUAGUGCUGAGGGAUUAUGAUGUCAACAAUGGAGCCACCCUGCAGUGUGAUGUCAGUGACACAGGACUUGGAGCAAUCCCCAUGCAGUGAGGGAAACCCGUUGGGUUUGUAUCCAGAGAGUUAACACAAACUGAACAACAAUGUGCACAGACUGAGAAAGAUAAAUGGGAUAUUGGUAUUGCUUGUGAACUUUUCAACUAGUGGCUGUUGGUGGAGUCUAACCACAAUCAAAUUCAAAACGUCUUUCUCAACUACCCCAACCUGCAGCAAAACAUUUGCAAAGGACGUGAUUUUGUUUUCAGAGAUAUCAGUUAGAAGUGAUGUACAAGCAAGGGAAGAAAACAAACCUCGUUGACAUUUUGCUGAGAGCUGCACUCUCUGUGCAGGAAGUUGAUGAUUGUACAGAGUGUGAAAUCUUCUUAGGGAUGGUCAGCAUUGCUUUGUAUGUGGGAAACAGUGUCUCUCUAUCCCUGAUUGCGUUUUUUGAUGAUGUGACCAAGAAAAUAGAUGAGGGCAGAGGGCAGCAAGGCCUUUGACAAGGUUCUGCAUGGUAGACUGGUUGGUAAAGUUAGAUCACAUGGAAUUCAGGGAGAGCUUGCCAAUUGAAUACAAAAUUGGCUUAACAGAGGGUGGUGGUGGUGGUGAAGGGUUUUUUUGGAUUGGAGGUCUGUGACCAAUGGUAUUCCGCAGGGUUCAGUGCUGGGUCCACUGUUAUUCGUCAUUUAUAUAGAUGAUUUGGAUCAGAAUAUAGGAAGCAUGGUUAGUACGUUUGUGGAUGACACCAAAAUUAGUGGUAUAGUAGACAGUGAAGAAAGUAUUCUAAGAGUACAAAGGGAUAUUGAUCAAUUGGGCCAAUAGAUCGGGGAGUGGCAGAUGGAGUUUAAUUUAGAUAAAUGAAGAUGAAGCAUUUUGGUAAGACGAACAAGGGCAGAACUUACACAGUUGUGUUGAACAGAGAGAACUAGGGCUUCAGGUACAUAGUUCCUUGAAAGUUGUAAUACAGGUGUACAAGUGGUAAAGGCAACAUUUGGCACACUCGCCCUCAUUGCUCAGACUAUUGAGCAUAGGAGUUGGGACAUUGCGACUGUAGUGUUUUACAGGAUGUUAGUUAGGCAACUUUUGAAGUACCGUGUGCAGUUCUGGUAGCCCUGCUAUAGGAAGGGUAUUAUUAAAUUGGAGAGGGUACAGAAAAGAAUCAGAAGACUGUUACCAGGACUGGAGAGUUUGAGUUAUAAGGAGAGGCUGGAUGGGCUGGGAUUUUUUUCAUUGAAGCAUAUGAGAUUGAGGGGUGACCUUUUAAAAUCAUAAGAUGAAUAGCAAAGGUCUUUUCCAUCGGGUCGCGAAGUUCAAAACUUCAGAGCAUAAAUUUAAAGUGAGAGGAGAAAGAUUUAAAAGGGAUCUGAAGAGCAACAUUUUCACACAAAGGGUGGCUUGUAUGUGGAAUGAAUUGCCAGAGGAAGUGGUGGAUGCAAGUACAGUUACAACAUUUAAAAGAAUUUGGACAGGUAAAUGAUUAGCAAAAGUUUAGAGGGAUAUGGGCCAAACACAGGCAAAUGGGACUCAUUUAAUUUAGGAAACCUGGUUGGUAUGAACAAGUUGGACCAAAGGGUCUGUUUUCCUGCUGUAUGACUCUGUGACUAUGACUCUACUCAACUAGAAGAAACAGCAUGAUCUUGACUCAACUUUCCCAGUUUCUAGAUUGUUGGAGGCAAUGACACCAUGGAAAUUGCUCAUGCUCAGGAAACUUGAAUUUCUGACGGCCUUUGCUUGGCUCUGAAAAAUUCUCCAACCCUGAGUUAGAGUCCGAGACUUCAGACAGUUCCGAUUACUCACCUGAAUAGUUACCCAGGAAAUGAUGGACAAGCGAGAAAACAAAUCUAACUCCUAAUACCAUACAACUGCAACCCCAGUCACUAACAUUGACCUCCCACUCUCCCUUCUGACCACUUGACUGCCGCCCUUGCACCCACUUUCCCAACCCAUUGAACCUGACCACAUUACCUGACCUGACUUGAUUAGCCUGAACCUAAACUGUUAACCUGACAAUGCCCCAACACACCUAACUGUUCACCCACCUCACACCUACCAUCCUACCCAUCUUCCACUGUACCAGAUUACCUCACUAACGCUGCCCACUUUCCCACUCUACCACCGAUCCAUUUGUCUGUUUACCAACGUUCACAUUGGACAUUUAUCUAUGGUGACUAGUGCUGUAAACAGGAGAUAUGUCUUCACUAAUUGUCUUCAUUGCUCUGAGCAUGGAUUCCUGCACUAAGGGAGUUUAUUUGAUACUGCAGCAGACGUUUGUCCAGAAAGUCAUGUCCGGGUAAAUGGGUAGUUGUCUAUCUGAUUAGCAUCGGACACAGGUUUUCUGAUUCUGAAUGGAAAAAUUUGAAUGAAUUUGACAACAGAUAAGUAUCUUGCUAAAUCAAGCAGACUAUCCAAAAAGGUGCAACUCUUCAAAUGUUACAGGAGGUUGUGAUUAAUAAUGGUCUGAAACUAUCAAGGACACCCCUAUUACUAUAAGAGUAUUGGACAAAGAUGAGGUGAUUGUCCAACAUGGCAUCCUGUUUAAAGGGAACAGGGUCAUUAUUUCUAAAGAGAUGCUGAAACACAUCCCACACAAUUCAUCAAGGAAUUGAGUCUAGUCUAAGGAAGGUAACAGAAGUGUUCUAUUGUCUACUGAAUGAAGGACCACAUCAGCCAGUGCAGUGCUUGUAAUCAACAAGAAACUAAUCAAGAUAAAGAGCUGCUCAUAACCUGUGACAUUCCCAGACAGCCCAUGGAUGAAGCUUGGAGUACAGCUCUUCAAUCUCACUGGAACUGAUUUUCUCGUCACAGUCGACUACUAUUCAAAUGAUGCAGAGUUAAAGCAGCUGACAUCAAUGAACUUUCUGAAAGAAAACCUCAGAGGUCAUGACAUUCCUGACAUUAUGAUCUGUGGUAAUGACCUCAAUUCAUGACCUCCACACAACCCCAGUCAAAUGGAAAGGCUGAGAUAGCAAGGGAAGAGAUGUGUUCAAAACAAACUUAGAGUGGAGAAUCUCACUUAAUAAGACAUGGAAAGUUGUCCUGUCAUUAUCUAAUGUCAUACUCCACCCAGACUACUCUUCCAAUGGAUAAAUUACUGAGGCCAGAAGUUGUAAUAGGAGUAGGUGACAAGUUCAAAAUGAAGCAUUGGAAAGUUGGUUUGAUAAAGCUGUCACAUUGUUGACAAUUGGACAGUCAAAGUGCAAACAUUCAAUACAUUGAACAAAAUCAGUUCACUUGUCAACUUGGAACCUAUACAGAGGAAUUUUCACCCUGAUCAUGCAUGGGAGUGUGUACAAUUUGAUUUAUCACAGCAAGCACAGCCACUGACCUGCAACUGGUGGCAUCGAGGCCAUUUUGACAAGAGUGUUUCAUUAAAGAGUGCUAGUAAAACUAGACUCAGUAGGAAUCAGGGAAAACUUUCUACUGGUCUUCUCUUGACCAUUGUUUGCAAUUACUCAAAAUAGUGCACAAAGAAAGUUAUCACACAUGAACAAAGUAAGUUCUAGUCUGUUCUAAUUUUGUCAAUGCCUGAUUGCACAUUGUGCAAACAAUAUUAAAGGAUUCAAAUCUUCUUAUGUGACUGGUUGGCUGAUCAUAUGGUGCUCGACAUUGUCUCUCUGUGGAAUGUUGGCACAAGUCAGGAGUUUAAUGGAAUAAUCUGUAUUUGCCUGGAUGAUUGCAUGCCCAACAAUGCUCAAGAAGCUUGACAUCAUCUGGACAAAGCAGCCUGCAUGAUACACCAUAUCCACAAACAUUCACAACCAUCUAGGAGAAAGGCAGCAGAUAAAUGGAAACACAACCACCCAUAAGUUUCCUCUCCAAGCCACACACCAUUCUGAAUUGGAAGUAUAUCACUGUUCCUUCAGUAUGGUUGGGUGAAAAUUCUGGAACACUCCGUGUAUUUGUAUUGUGGGUCUACCUGCAGAGAAUUGAUUGCAAAAAGAUGGCUCACCACCACUUACACAAGGGAAAUUAGGGAUGGGCAAUAAAUGGUGAUCAAGUCAACGACAUCAAUAUCCUAAGAAUGAAUUUAAAAAAUCACUUAAGAACCUGCUCCUUCACAGCAGACAGCAACAACACUUGGUUAAGUGUUUAAUAAUAACAAGGCUGAGGGGUGACCUUACAGAAGUUUAUAAAAUCAUGAGGGGCAUGGAUAGGGUGAAUAGUCAAGGUCUUUUCCCCAGAGUAGUGGAGUCCAAAACCAGAUGGCAGAGGUUUAAGGUGAGAGGGGAAAGAUUUAUAAAAGGACCGAAGAGGCAACUUUUUCACUCAGAGGGUAGUGAGUGCAUGGAAUGAGCUGCCAGAGGAAGUGGUGGAGGCUGGUACAAUUUCAACAUUUAAAAGGCAUCUGGAUGGGUAUAUAAAUAAGAAGGGUUUAGAGGGAUAUGGGCCAAAUGCUGGAAAAUGGGACUAGAUUAAUUUUGGUUAUCUACUCAGCAUGGACAAGUUGGACCGAAGUGUCUCUGUUUCCGUGCUGUACAACUCUAUGACUUGUCACAGUGACAACAUUCUAUAGAGAGAAAAUGGUGGACAUUGGAAGAACAGCCAAAAAAACUCAUUAACCCAUCAGGAGACUUAAAUUUUAAAAUUAUGUAUGCCAUGUGUGUACACAGACAGACAAAAUUAGUACAGACUAGAAAGAUCAUUUUUGCUUGUGUGAUAACUUUAUGCACUAUGUAGAGUAAUUGCAAAUAAUAAUGCAUACAAUGUAUUUAGCUUUCUUUACAAAAAUGAGGGUAUUUGGAUUAGUUGGUUCAUACACUGUGAUUUACUGCAUUAUUUGAUAUUUGAUAUCACCAUGUGUAAGUAAAGCUUUGAGAGCAGCAGCCAUUUUACACCAUGGGAACAAUCUUUAAAAUUCAAAAUGCUCCAAAUAUUUCUGGAAAAAACAAGUUUCCUGAAGCUUGGGAAAUUGACCAGUGAAACAGAUGAUAGAGAAGGACACAUAAAAUGGAGAUAGGAGAGGGAGAAACAAAGAGAGCGAGGUAGGCUAGUGACUCAGUAUUCAGAGUUUCUCUAUGACUCUGUGAAUGCCUUAGUUCAAGGAGCGAUGCUAUGCUCGAGCAUGUGACUAAUGAAUCACUCAAGCCCCUCACCUGAGGUAAUAAUGUAAUUAUGACUAUAUUAAACCAUUUGUAAUUAUUUUUCUUGCUUGUGACACAAAUGAAAUAAACGUUGGCCACAGUAUGUAGACUGGAGUCAUGAAUAUGACUGACUGGUGAUGCUUGAACAUCCAAAAACCUCAAGCGUAAUUUGAAGAGCCACAUCAAACGAAUGCAAUUGACAAAAACUCAAUACUCUCAUUACUCCCAUCUACGCCAUUUAUAUGGUUGGUACCAGAUUCUGGGCUGAUGUUUAAUAAACCAGUGUUAAAGAUCACAAAACUUCAAUUUAAUCAGUGUAACUGACAUUUUAAAACCCUAAUAUGAUCAAUUUCAACCAGAUUAUUUUGAUAAAACCAACACAAACUGGCAUAAACUGUUGGCUACAACCUGUGUAUUUGUGGUGAUUGCAUAUUUGUCAAGGUGUUUUACUAAAGUAAGCAAAAACUGAAGCAAAACAAUAUGUAUGACCGAUUGAAGCUGUUUUAUUCAAGGUGGUACACUGUCAUCUGAUUGGCUUCUUCAUCAAUGCAGUGUUUAAACAUCCACUAGGUAAUUUUGUAAGAUUGAAGAUACAUUUUCAGGCUUCAUUGUUGCUCAUGAUAUUGCCGUUGCAACUGCAGGGAUGCACUUUUAGUCCAUGCAAUCACUGUGUCAGCAAAUAAAAUUGCUCACUGCCUUACAUUCUGGACUAAAUUCUUAAAUUUAGUAAUUUGUGUACUAAUUUUAAUUUAUAUUUUGUCGUGGCUUUUUGUACUUGAAUAUGCAAUUGUAGAUGGCUCCUGAAAUUCCUGUGAGUAGUGAAUGGACAAAAUGCUGAUUGAAGAGAGGAAGACAGCAGUGAGUGGAGAAAUCCACAUGUGACCACUGAUUAGUGGACUAGGGUCAAAAAGAUGCGUAUUACUGCUUUAAAUGUUUGAAAGAACUUAUUAGUUUUCUGGCUGGACCUAACAAAAUGUGCACUGAGACUUUUACCUUUAAGAAGGCCUUAGAUAAUAAGUGCUGAAGUUGUUUUUUCUAACUGAACCUGAGAACACUGAUUUAAUAUGAGAGAAAGGAUCAAGCUGAGCAGAGGCAAAGAUGUUAUCAACAGUCUGCAAACAUCCAAAAUGAGAGGGGAUUGGAUAAAUAUAUUUGCCAUCUUUGCGUGACAUCUUGAAGGGGGUGUGAGCAUCAGUCUGAGUGGCAUUCACACGAUAAACAUUGGACCUUGAGAGGGUCAGUGUGAUCAUUGGGAGACCUGGUCAGGUUAAUCACUGAGAUGGUGAAAAGAUCUCAUACAGGAUUUUGUCAAAGGAUGGACUCUUAUCACACAAGCCAACCAAUUGUCAGUCUCAUGAAUUACCUGGAAUAGCUCCAUACACAAAUGUAUGUGUAUGGAUACUCAAUAA
Molecule: messenger RNA, 8923 nt
Organism: Rhincodon typus (whale shark)
Lineage: Eukaryota; Metazoa; Chordata; Chondrichthyes; Orectolobiformes; Rhincodontidae
Product: zinc finger protein 271-like
Exons: 2
Coding region: 577-2028 (483 amino acids)
Biological process (GO): regulation of transcription by RNA polymerase II
Molecular function (GO): DNA-binding transcription factor activity; RNA polymerase II cis-regulatory region sequence-specific DNA binding
Source: RefSeq, a predicted model, not a curated record